Salarias fasciatus (jewelled blenny) is the source of this 3405-nucleotide messenger RNA. RefSeq names its product serine protease 12 (gene prss12). Lineage: Eukaryota; Metazoa; Chordata; Actinopteri; Blenniiformes; Blenniidae. The record is from RefSeq and is a predicted model, not a curated record. The transcript has 13 exons. Bases 1 to 2505 code for a protein of 834 amino acids. Gene Ontology annotation, cellular component: membrane. Gene Ontology annotation, biological process: proteolysis. Gene Ontology annotation, molecular function: serine-type endopeptidase activity.
AUGGUGCCGUUUCUCGCCUUUGUGGCGGCGCUUCUGGCUGCGAUCGGCGGCCGCUGCUCCUGCGGCAGCGUCCCUUCAUUCAUCCUCCCGUUCACAGACUGCGCGCGGAGCCGGGGGAAAGACGCCUUCUACCGGGGAGCCGUGGACGUCACCGAGUCCGGCACCCGGUGCAUGAACUGGACCGAGGUGGUCGGCUUCCAGGACCGCUACCCGGGGAAAGGAAUAGGAGAGCACAACCACUGCCGCAACCCGGACGGGAGGAUCCGACCCUGGUGCUUCUUCAGGAACCAGAGAGGCAGGGUGGACUGGGGCUACUGCGACUGUAAACAAGGUUCAGUGCGUCUGCAAGGCGGCCGGUCCAAGCUGGAUGGCAGGGUGGAGGUGUACCUGGGAGGAGUGUGGGGCUCCGUCUGCAGUGACGACUGGGGGGACGGAGAUGCUGCGGUGGUCUGCAGACAGCUGGGGAAAGGGGUCUCAGGUCGCGCUCGUGCAGUUCCUCUGUUCCAGUCAGGUAUGGACAAGAUUCACUGGAGUGCAGUGCAUUGCCAGGGAAAAGAACCAGACCUGCUUCAGUGUCCUAAGUCUACCUGGAAUGGAGAAGAGUGUUCUUUGGCUGCAGCCGUCACCUGCACCCAGCAAAAAGCUGCAGUGAUGCUCCCAGUACGACUCGUAGGAGGGCGAUCAGAGCUCGAGGGCACAGUGGAGGUGUUCCACGCGGGACAGUGGGGUUCCAUAUGUGACGACCAGUGGGACGACAGUGACGCAGAGGUGGUGUGUCGACAACUGGGGCUCAGUGGUGUAGCAAGGGCAUGGAGCCAGGCGCAUUUUGGCAAAGGCUCGGGCCGUGUGUGGUUAGACGAGGUGCGCUGCACAGGCAAUGAGCUCACCCUGGAGCAGUGUCCAAAAAGCGCCUGGGGGGAGCACAACUGUCUGCACUCCGAGGAUGCAGGCGUGUCUUGCAUCCCUCUCACAGAUGGAACAACAAGGCUGGUCGGGGGGGCAGGGAGCCAUGAGGGGCGUUUAGAAAUCUUCUAUCACGGUCAGUGGGGGACAGUUUGUGAUGAUGGCUGGACAGACUCCAACACUCAAGUAGUGUGUCGACAUCUCGGUUACAGGUUAGGUGAGACUCUGCUGUCUGAGGGACUUGAUAUCACCCCCGUCCCACGCUUUGGGGUGGGGUCGGGCCCGAUUCUUCUGGAUGAUGUGAGCUGUACAGGGAAGGAGCCCAGCAUACUGCUGUGCAACAAGAGAGAGUGGCUCCACCACGACUGCACACACCACGAAGACGUUCACAUCGCCUGCAGCCCUGAACGCAGCGGAGACAGCCUUCCAAAUAAUGUGCCAAUAAGACUCGUGGGAGGAGAGAGCCCAAGGGAGGGCCGGGUAGAGCUCUUUCUUUCCGGCCAGUGGGGGACCGUCUGCGAUGACGGAUGGACCGAUCAUGACGCAGAGGUGGUUUGCCGACAGUUGGGCUACAGUGGCGUUGCGAAGGCCCGUGUGAUGGCAUACUUUGGCGAAGGAACGGGGCCCAUCCACGUGGACAAUGUGAAGUGCAGUGGUGAGGAGCGAUCCUUAGCGGACUGCAUCAAACAGGUGCCAGGCACACACAACUGUCGACACAGUGAGGAUGCCGGGGUCAUAUGCGACUACGGCGAAUGGCAGCCCAGCUACCAAGAAGUCAAAGAUCCUGUCAACUCAAUUUGCGGUCUGCGGCUCGUACACACUCGCCAACGGCGAAUCAUUGGCGGAGAGAACUCUCUGAGGGGAGGCUGGCCAUGGCAGGCUGCCAUUCGUUUGCGAGGAUCUCGAGGAGAUGGGCGGUUGGUGUGUGGAGCAACUCUAAUCCACACCUGCUGGGUCCUCACAUCUGCACACUGCUUCAAAAGGUACGGAAACAGCACCAAGCAGUAUAAAGUCAGAGUGGGCGAUUACCACUCCCUCGUCCCUGAGGAGUACGAGGAGGAGUACGGCGUCGAUCAAAUAGUCCUCCAUCCGAGCUACCAUUCCCAUAGCAACGAUUACGAUCUGGCGCUGGUUCGUCUGUCGCCGGGGGCGGUGGGCCAGAUGCCGGGGGAGUGUGUGUCAUUCAGCCGCCACGUCCUUCCCGCCUGUCUGCCCAUGAGGAAAGAGAGAGUCCUCAAACAAGCCAGCAACUGCCACAUUACCGGCUGGGGCGACACAGGCCGCUCGUACUCCAAGACCCUGCAGCAGGCCCCGCUGUCCCUCCUGCCCCGCCGCCACUGCCAGGAGCAUUUCCACGGCGCCUUCACGAGUCGCAUGCUCUGCGCCGGCAGCAUCCAGCCGGAGAAGCGCGUGGACAGUUGCCGUGGCGACAGCGGAGGUCCGCUGGUGUGCGAGCGCCCAGGGGGGGGCUGGGUGGUUUACGGGGUCACUUCCUGGGGUCACGCCUGCAGGACACAACAGUCCCCUGGCGUCUACACCAAAGUCUCCGCCUUCAGCUCCUGGAUACGGAAGGUGACCGGACGUGACGAGAGAAAGCGAUGAAAGGUGGAGCGCAAAGUGGAACGACUUACCUCUCAGUCUUGAUGUAGUUAACUGUUUCUCCGGUGAUGUGACCUGACUCUCAAACAGAACAGAAAGAACAAUGCUGGAAUUUUUUUCACCUGAUGUUGCUCGAAGCCUCUUUGGAGAGAGGAAGGACUCAUUUCUUCUCAUCGAAGUCAUCAGCACUUAUUUUGUUUAUUAAAAGUUUUUACAUGGUAUCUGAACUAAACUUCUUUGGUAUAACUUAACUCUUUUUUUCUGUCAUUGAAUACUAGACUUUUUGAAAUGUGUUUUAUCUGCUACCUUUUUGUUAUGAAAUUAUAAUUUAUGUUAUGAUGAGGAAUCUUCAAAAGGGACCACAGUGUUAAAAUAUACAGCAUACAUGCAUGCACUCAUGCACACACAGUCAUUGCAUGAUAUGAAUUUGCAUCCUUGCACUAAGAACCCUUCUCUGGUACUUAUUGUAUGAUAUUUGGUGCUUUAUAGUUAGAUAGGUAUUUUACAAAUAUAGCUACAAACCUCAUUUCAAUCUUUAAAUGUAAAUAUUGUCAUUUCUUUUUUCUUACAGUAACUUUAAAAUGAUUCUCAGGCCUCCUCAUAUCCAGGCAGUAUUUUUCCUUGGACUCUGUGCUGCGCAGCAUUUGUAGAGAAAGGAAGCGAAUGAAGUGUUUCGAAAUGAAAGCACAAAACCGGUUUCAUAAAUGUUGAUUUGACUUUGUUAAUGUUCUGUUAAUGCAGUUGUUGUCAAGCUUCUGACAACACUGGAAAAAGACAAUCUGCUACACUUGAAAGAAAUGACACUGCUCUGCUUUACUCAUGAUGACUGUACUGUAACAUUUGUUCAUGAACUAAAACUUUGUUUAAAAAAAAAAAAAAAAAGAGGGCGUUUGAGUACUUGAG